Molecule: messenger RNA, 1722 nt
Organism: Penicillium canariense
Lineage: Eukaryota; Fungi; Ascomycota; Eurotiomycetes; Eurotiales; Aspergillaceae
Product: cytochrome P450
Exons: 2
Coding region: 1-1722 (573 amino acids)
Molecular function (GO): heme binding; oxidoreductase activity, acting on paired donors, with incorporation or reduction of molecular oxygen; iron ion binding
Source: RefSeq, a predicted model, not a curated record
AUGGCGUUUUCAGAUACAAUUCAAUUAGUCGGUGCUAGUCUAGGGUCAACAUCAUGGAGCAUUUUCGCCGUACUCGUGACUAUUUUCACAUUGUACUGGCGGAUGAUGCCUCACCCGAUCCCAGGAAUUCCAUACAACAAGAAAUCAGCACAAAAGCUGUUGGGAGAUGCCCCCGACAUGAUUAAAGAGGUCAGCGUUAGCAGAGAGCUCAACGUGUGGCUGGUCAAGCAAGUGAAUAAACUACAAACACCAUUAUGCCAGGUCUUCGUGGAGCCGUUUUCCAAGCCCUGGGUCCUUCUCGCCGACUCAGCCGAGGCUCAGGAUAUCAUGAUUCGACGACCGGAGUUUGACCGCUCCAACUUCAUCACCGACGGGCUGGGCCCAUUGGACGGCUUUCAUGCCCGUAUGAAGACCGGUCCAGCAUGGAAGACAACACGAUCAUGGUUGCAGGACCUCAUGAGUCCGAGCUUCCUGAAUAAUAUCGUUAGCCCAGUCAUGUACGACAACUCGCUUCAUCUGGUAAACUUUUGGCAGGAAAAGGCUCGUCUAGCUAAUGACCGGCCCUUCGAUGUCAACGAGGACUUGAAUCAUAGCGCCCUCGAUGGCAUGCUUUCUUUCGUAUUCGACCGGCAUUUCGAACACACUGCCCUUGGCCCUCAAAUCGAGGCUGCCUCCAAGCUCGAUACUUCAACGGUCAAGGUUGGCACCCGUGGAGAGGUGGAAUUCCCAGAGGGAAAGCUCCACCCGUUUAUCGACGCGCUCUAUGAGACGGUCGAUGCCAUUGAUAAAGUGACCAAGUCCAUGUUGCCAAGGUUCACUAUGUGGUGGCUGCGUCAGACACCUCGGUAUAGAAACGUCACUGCCAUAAAGACGCGCGUUGUUCGGGAACAAGUGCAGGGUGCCCUGGCUAGAUUCCGCGCGACAGGAGAAACUAAAACGGCGAUCGAAUAUAUGCUGAUGCGUGAAUCCAAGGCUGCUGAGAAGCAGGGCCGAAAGCCGGACUAUGAAAACCUUACUAUGAUGGAAGAAAUUGCUGGGCAAUUUAUUGCCGGUCUACAUACAACCAGCACCACUCUUGCAUGGUCCUUCAUCUACAUGACCCGAUACCCGGAGGUUCAAAACAAGCUACGACACGCGCUGUUUUCCACUUACGCCGAUGCCUACGCAGAAAAGCACCCCCCUUCACUGGCCGAGCUUAACAAAACGCGAGUGCCAUACCUAGAGGGCGUACUGGAGGAGGCCCUCCGGUUGCACGCGACCAGUGUAGCGCGACAAGCCGUCCGGGACACUGAAGUUUUCGGCCAUCACAUUCCCAAAGGCACCAAUAUUAUCUUGAUCGCCAACGGGCCUGGAUUCCAUGCACCAUCGCUUUCUGUCGACGAGAAACUGCGUAACAAGACUACCAAGGCUAACGAGUGGGAUGAAAGUCGCGACCUGAGCGUCUUCGACCCGGAGCGUUGGCUCAAGUACAAGAAAGGGAGCUCUGGAGAAGAUGAAGUCGAGUUCAACGCGAAUGCAGCCCCUCAGAUUGCCUUUGGCAUGGGUCCGCGCAGCUGUUGGGGUCGCCGUCUGGCUUACUUAGAGAUGCGCAUGGUGGUUACGCUGGUUAUCUGGAACUAUGACCUUCUACCGGUUUCGCCCGCUCUGGCUGCGCCGAAGGCGAGCUAUGGCAUUGUUCACAGGGCGGAUCAGUGUUUCUUGAGACUGAAGAGUAGGAAAUAG